Messenger RNA from Papilio machaon (common yellow swallowtail), 413 nucleotides. It is a transcript of the gene Rpb10, whose product is annotated as DNA-directed RNA polymerases I, II, and III subunit RPABC5. Gene Ontology annotation, cellular component: RNA polymerase I complex; RNA polymerase II, core complex; RNA polymerase III complex. The record is from RefSeq and is a predicted model, not a curated record. The coding region runs from base 159 to 362 and encodes 67 amino acids. NCBI's taxonomy places the organism in Eukaryota, Metazoa, Arthropoda, Insecta, Lepidoptera, Papilionidae. Gene Ontology annotation, biological process: transcription by RNA polymerase II; tRNA transcription by RNA polymerase III; transcription by RNA polymerase I. Gene Ontology annotation, molecular function: zinc ion binding; DNA binding; DNA-directed RNA polymerase activity. The transcript is spliced from 3 exons.
UUGUCAUUCGUUCAGUUAAUUGUCAGCUACCACUUUGUUUAUUGUAAAUAUUGGAGCUUGUGCUUGCGAUUUAGUUUCAGAUUAAACUACAAUCAAGAAAAAGAGUAUUAUAAACAAAUCUUGGACACAGUCGUUUACUUAAGGUUAUCGUUUUCAAAAUGAUUAUCCCAGUACGUUGUUUUACGUGUGGGAAGGUGAUCGGCAAUAAAUGGGAGGCAUACCUCGGACUGCUACAAGCUGAAUAUACAGAAGGUGACGCACUUGAUGCCCUCGGCUUGAAGAGAUAUUGCUGCAGAAGAAUGCUGUUGGGACAUGUUGAUUUAAUUGAGAAAUUAUUGAAUUACGCUCCUUUGGAAAAAUAAACAUUAAAAUUAAGUUCUUUUUUUACAAGUAUGUUAAGUUUUAAUAAACUU